Molecule: messenger RNA, 1022 nt
Organism: Entrophospora candida
Lineage: Eukaryota; Fungi; Glomeromycota; Glomeromycetes; Entrophosporales; Entrophosporaceae
Source: the annotation of a GenBank genome assembly
AUGGUAAAAGCCUAUCGAGAUAUGUUUAGCCAAAGUGAAAAAGAUGAGAAACACCCCGAAGGAGAUUUAACUGUCUACUAUUGCGAAGAACAUCGAGCAGAAGGAGAAAAAAAGGAAAAAUUGAACAGCCAAAAAGGAUUAUUUUAUUGCAAGGAUACUUAUGCUCAUUGCGUUGAGUGGAAAAAAAUAGAAGGAAUUGAAUAUGGCUGUAUUUAUUUUCAAGGAAAGGAAAAUGGCCGAAAUUAUUAUUUGUUAGUUCCGGAUACUCACCCUGAUUUAGCCAAUUUCAGAUAUAAAGAAAAAGUGAACGAGCAAGGACCAACUUCUGCCGAAAGUUAUCUACAUAACGUGCCAGAUGGUUUUUGUAAGGUUGUUGGUUUAAAUGAUAGAAUUAAGAUUACUGCCUUAGAGAAUGAUAAAGAACCAGAAAAUCAAAAUGAAGAGGGUAAAUGUGAUAAUUGUCACAAAAAUUUAAAACCCCUUCAAGAAGGAGUUUAUGUAGGGGAUUAUCGGGGAACUAAAAGUGAUAGACUUCAUGUAUGCUGCGAUUGUUAUCAGAACAAAGAACAAGAUUAUUUACAAAAUUAUAACUUUAUUUAUUCUUAUAGCCCAGUCCGUUACCAAAAAAAUGGAUCAGGUUACAUAAAAAAUGAUGGUAUGUAUUGCUAUGACGACAAAAAAGGCAUAGAUGGAGAAAUACUAAGACAAAAAGACUGUCCUCAUUGCCAGCCAUGGAAAAAUCCUAAAAAUAAUGGUGAAUUGGAUACUAAUUUUUUGCUUCAACAUUUCCAAAAAAACGAGGUCGAGGAAAUAAUUUGGGACAAAGAUAAAGGAGAAUUAACUAUUGAAUUCCAAAGCGGGAAAGUCUUGAAGCAUGGUCCAGUAGAAAAUUUUCCUGAACUGUGUGAAAUUAAGGAUUAUUUGGAAAAAAAUAAUAAAAAUAAAAUUACUUUAUCCGAGUUAGGGGGAAAUACUAAACCUAGCACAACCGAAAAUCCUCAGGGCAAUAAAGUUCUAUUAUG